AUGGCACCGACCAAAAAGAAGCCCACGGACAACCAGCAAGCCUGCGAUGAACAGAUUGAGGAUAUUUCAUUUGACCCAAUCUCUCAAAAGCAACAGCAGGACUAUCACGCAUCGACACCUCAAGAUGCCAAAUUGGAUCGCCGGCUCAACCUGAAGCUUGACUGCUUCAUUGUCUCGAUCCUAACAGCCGGUUUUCUGCUGCAAGCAGUAGACAAGUCGAAUAUAAGUAACGCUGCGACCACGAAGACAUUCAGCCAGGACCUACAUCUAAAGCACAAUGACGUGCCAAAUGCUGUAUCUCUCUAUGCCGCCACUUUCAUCCCAUGCAUGCCUAUCUCCGUUAUGCUGGGGAGAAUCGUGGGACCUCGUUUGUGGUUGCCGUUCAUCAUGGCAGCCUGGGGCGUGGUGACAAUCACUCAGGCUGUUAUGAAAGAUCGUGCACAGAUGAUGGCCCUCCGCUUGCUUCUGGGUGUCUUCGAAGCGGGAUAUGUUCCCACCGCCUACUACUACAUCGGCACAUUAUACCCUGCAUACCAAGCCGGAUUUCGGAUGGGAAUGUUGGCCUUGAGCUUUGCGUUCUCGGGGGCAUUUGCGGGUCUGAUUGCUUAUGGAUGCUUCCAGAUCCGGUCGACACAGUGGAAGGACUGGCAAUUGCUUUUCCUGGUCGAAGGAAGUGUCACGAUAUUCAUCGCUGCCCUGGCGCUGGCAAUGCUACCGAACAAAUUGAAAACAGCGUGGUUUUUGAAUGAGGAGGAGCGAGCACGUGCGAUCCGUCGCAUGGCGACUCAUACCGGGGCACAAGAAGACCUGGCAGAAGCCAAUGCCGAGGACCAUGAACAUCGCAUCACUAGUAAGGACAUCAUCAAUGCUCUGAAGGACUGGAAGAAAGUCCUUAUCAUUGUGUGCAACCUGUGUGCCACUACGCCUGCGUACGGCUUUGCCAUCUUCCUACCUCUUAUGGUCAAGGGUAUGGGGUAUGAAUCAAUUAAAGCGAAUUUGAUGACUGUUCCCCCGUUUAUGGUUGGUGGUAUAGGCCUCCUGACCAUUGUCUGGCUCUCGGACCGUUUCCAUGAGCGCUCCGGCUUUGCCAUUUUAUCCAUGUUGAUCUCGAUUGUGGGGUAUAUUGUCCUCAUCGCCAGUAAAAGUAACAAGCUUCGCUACGGGUUCCUACAUGUUGCGCUGAUCGGCUCGGGCACUGCAAACCCGCUUAUUGCUGCCUGGCUGACGGACAACACACCGGACCAUGCAACGCGUGCAGUCACGAUGGGUCUAUUCAAGUUAACCAAUAUAUCCGCAGUCAUUGCCGGGCAGAUCUUCAGAGAGAGCUAUGCGCCAUCCUACCGGAUCUCCGUGAUCGCUGUGUUGAUUAUCGUGUCAGUGGGAUUACUUGGAUUCGCCGCGAUUCGUGGGUUGUACAUGCUAGAGAAUCGCCGGCGAAAGAAGGAAACAGCAAAUUGGACUGCCGAGGAGUAUGAGGCGGAGAGACUUGACUCGCGCCGCAAUGGCCAUGACAAGAAGUAUUUUAUGCUUAGAUACUAG
Molecule: messenger RNA, 1539 nt
Organism: Aspergillus bombycis
Lineage: Eukaryota; Fungi; Ascomycota; Eurotiomycetes; Eurotiales; Aspergillaceae
Exons: 4
Coding region: 1-1539 (512 amino acids)
Biological process (GO): transmembrane transport
Cellular component (GO): membrane
Molecular function (GO): transmembrane transporter activity
Source: RefSeq, a predicted model, not a curated record